UCAGUUGUAACGAAAAAGUGCAAAAUUGAAAAUAUAACUAAAGUUUGGAACGCGCCAUUGUCUUUCAUUAUUCGAUCAUAUUGUACGUCAUCUGAAACUAAUGGAGAGCGACGGAUCACCGCCUCCUGCUUUCGGGCCAGCCGCCCUCGGAUUGCACCCAGUUGGUACAAAGUUCCCAACGAGAACUGCUUCGAAAAUGCCAGUUCAGGUGCUCAAUGCCCGUGGAAUGCCAGCCAGAAUAAGGAAGAAAAAUCGGAUGUUCUUCGACGAUAAUAUUGUGAAUGACAAAGUUCCUGGCGUCCGUGGGAGUCCGAAGAAAACGCCCAUGUCGACCAAGAAAUCUUCCAUCGCCAAGGGCACUCCGGGUAAAUUGCUUUGUAUUAGCCCUCGGAAGCUCGAUCAUUUCUCCCGCUCGAUUCAGAAGAAGAAAUAUUCGUCUCGCUAUGCAAAACUGAAGGACAGCAUGAAGAAACGGAAGAUCGACACGGAAGAAAAAAAUAUCAUGCAAUCGAUCAACCCGAUCGCAACAUGGGAAAAAAAGAUGUAUCAAACAUUGGGUUUGCAGAUUAAAAGUCUGUUACGGCUGCGAAGGGCGCACUGCUUCGUGUACUACGAGUGGUUUUACAGUGACAUCGACCAGUAUGUGCUCGGUACGGGAUCGCCUUUCCAGCAACUGAUGAAAGAACAAUUCCCUCAGUUGAAAACAAACAAUCUGACUCGCGCUGAAUGGAACCGCAUUCGCGCUUCGUUUGGCAAACCUAGAAUUUUUUCGCGUGCCUUCGUAGCACAGGAACGAGCGGAGCUGUUUAAAAUGCGUGAAAAAGUGCGCAUCCUUCAGGGAAACAAUCUUUGUGACAUUUCGUUCAGUGAAGGUUUACCGAACAAUAUUCCGCGCCGUAUCGCGGAGGGUACGAGGGUAAUGGCCAGAUUGUACGGAUCAUCCAACGACGGUGUGUUCGACGGGAUAGUUGAAGGAUACGCCGAAGAGGAACGCAGCUACCAGAUUGUUUUCGAUAGACCGACCAUCAAACCAUGCCUCGUUCCCGACACAGAGGUCAGUUCCGUGACCACGACGCCAACCAUUAAGCUGAACAGCAUCACGAAGGACUACAGAGAGGCUCUGAAAGGGGCCUCGUUCCACGUAGCGCCGCGGAUGACAAAGCGCACUAUACACGACUUCCAGAAGAGCAGAUUCACGGGAGAUCCCCUGAUCGUUGGGGGUUCGAAGUACAGUGCGAAAAAAGGAAGCUUCCCUGGAGACUAUAUCGGAGGUUAUCCCGUCACGUAUCUGGAAUUGAUUGUUCGAACCAAGAAAACUGUUUCGGCCAAGCAGAUGAAGCUGCUGCGUUUGCAAAACAUGUCAUCGGAGGCAGAAAUCUACCAGGCGUAUCAAAAUCCGUACCCUGAAGAGUUCAAGCGACGUUACGCGAUGCUGAUCUUGGCGAUCGAGAAGCUCAACCGCGAUCUGGAAAAACAGCUGGAGCAGCUUAAAGUGUUAGUAACACGUUUGACACACGAUCCCGAAAUGAUAGCAAUGAUAAUACCGAGCCGAUUCCGCGAACAGUGCCGAGAGAAGGCAAAUAAGGUGUUCGAUAGGCAUAACAAGGGAAAUGUGAAGAAUGAACAGAUCGCUGAUUUGAUUAAAAAUCUUGUAACAAUCCUGUAUCUUGCAUCUAGCGUGGGAACGAGCACCACGGAUAUCGCAAUGGAAAUGAGAGGCUGCCUGGCGGAAACUAGGGAGCGUUUGGAACCCGGAAAUGUUUCUAUGUUCAAUACAAAUGUUGCCUAUCCUUUCAACUACUUACAGCUGACAAAUGGCAAUGUGCGAGAAGGAGUUAAAGUUAAAGAUGAAAAGGAUUCUUGAAGUGCUACGAUAUGCUUUCCUUGACACCUCACCUUCAUAUCUUAGUUUGACCAGAAAACAAGAUAAAUAGCUUCACAAAACAAUCUUGGAAAACAAUUUUUCGUCAUUAACUUUAUAAAUGCGUCGUAUCAUAGUAUAAAAAACAGAGCUAUAUUUAAAUCGCAAAUUUAAUUUACGAGACGCUGACCAUAACGUCUGUGCAGUAAUUUCUCUCAGGUUUAUUCAUUAAAAUUAUAUGGAACGGGGAAGACGUAGUGGCUAGUCCGUAGAUCAUUCGUUUAUCGUUUAGAAAACCCACCCAACCCAAUGCGUGCUCUGCCGUUUGCAAAAUAAACAACAGGUUGUAAGUUCGAUGUACAUCUUAGAAUAGUGUUUCAAAUAAAUUAAGGUUGUU
This is a messenger RNA of Anopheles bellator, 2258 nucleotides long. It is a transcript of the gene mip130, whose product is annotated as protein lin-9 homolog. The record is from RefSeq and is a predicted model, not a curated record. Gene Ontology annotation, biological process: regulation of cell cycle; DNA-templated transcription; regulation of transcription by RNA polymerase II. Gene Ontology annotation, molecular function: DNA binding. Lineage: Eukaryota; Metazoa; Arthropoda; Insecta; Diptera; Culicidae. Bases 101 to 1864 code for a protein of 587 amino acids. Gene Ontology annotation, cellular component: transcription repressor complex; nucleoplasm. The transcript has a single exon.